AUGCAAGGCUUUAAUCGCUACUAUCCAGCGACAUAUGAUCCUGCUGACAAAGCUCACAAAGGCAAUCUGAACAGACUUGCUGGCAAGCCAGCUCAGUCAAAUGUCGUUCGUUUCGAGAUGCCCUUCAAUGUAUGGUGCAGUCAUUGCAGCAAGCUUAUCUCGCAGGGGAACCGGUUCAAUGCUAGUAAAAGGCAAGCUGGGCGCUACUUGUCGACCCCGAUCUGGCACUUUACGCUCAAAUGCCACCACUGCACAGGAUUCAUUGAAAUCCAAACAAACCCGAAAGAAACUUCCUAUGAUGUUCUAUCAGGAGGUGUGCGAAAGGCUGAAGAGUGGGACGCAAAGGCCAAUGGCGCGUUGGUCACCGAGACGCUAUACAGAUCAGAUGAUGAUGCCGUCACGCAACUUGAGGCGGAAUCUAUCAGAAGACAGACACGGGCAGAGACGUCGGCGCACCUCAGUCAAUUAGCAGCAGCCAACAAACGUUGGACAGACGAGUACAGGGCUUCUCAGGUGCUUCGCAAGCGAUUCAGAGAUGAGAAAAAGCAGCGGCAGCUGACAAGCAAGAAGUGCAAGGAAGUUGAAAGACGAUUUGGCCUAGCCGUCGAUGUGCUA
Molecule: messenger RNA, 615 nt
Organism: Protomyces lactucae-debilis
Lineage: Eukaryota; Fungi; Ascomycota; Taphrinomycetes; Taphrinales; Protomycetaceae
Product: CWC16 protein
Exons: 1
Biological process (GO): mRNA splicing, via spliceosome
Cellular component (GO): post-mRNA release spliceosomal complex; U2-type spliceosomal complex
Source: RefSeq, a predicted model, not a curated record